Molecule: messenger RNA, 1893 nt
Organism: Aphis gossypii (cotton aphid)
Lineage: Eukaryota; Metazoa; Arthropoda; Insecta; Hemiptera; Aphididae
Source: RefSeq, a predicted model, not a curated record
AUGAUUUGUUAUUUAUGUAAAUUUAAUGCUGAUAAUUGGAAAUCUUUAGUUUAUCAUUUUAAAAUUUUUCAUUUACUUAAAACUGAUAGUAAUUAUACAUGUUGUGAAGGGACUUGUACACAAUCUUUUCUAUGCUUAGCUUCAUUUAAACGACAUAUUCAAAACAAACAUUUCCCUGAAAACAUUCCAUCAAAUAAUCAACCACAAGACCAAUCAUAUUUCAAUUCUUCAUUACCACCACACAAUAUUGAAAACUUAAUUGAUGAUAAUGUUUUAACUGAUAAUGUAACUAAUAAUCCAUUUGAUUUUGAUCUAGUUAGUGAAUCUCUAUAUAAAUCUGCAAUAGAAUUUGUUGUAAACUUGCAUAAUAAUAAUAAUUUUACUAGAGCAGACAUUACUAAUAUUCAAACUGUAGGUAUAUUAAAUAAAAUAAUUAAACCAAUUGUAUCCAUGCUGAAGAAUGUAGUAGAUGAUGAAAUUAAAGAACCAAUUAAGGUUGCUAAAUUUCAUAGACUUGCUUCUGUUAUAGAAAAUCCUUUUUUAUAUUGUAACACUGAGUAUCGCUUAGUAAAUUGGCUUAUAAAGAAUGAACUGUUAUUUAAAAUAAAUCAAUUUACCAUUAAUAAUGAAAUUUUCCCUGUACACUACAAUGGUGAAUCUGUCUUUAAUGAAAAAAUCACUAAAGGUGUUCUCUUACCUUUACAAUUUCAGUUUAAAAAAUUCUUUGAAAAUGGCAUAUUGGAUUAUUAUGAAAAAAAUAAUAAACUAAAUGAUGGUAUUCGAUCCACACUAGUAGACAUACUCAUUGGAUGUGUACUGUCAAAAAAUAUACAAAUGUCUGUUAGCUUGGCAGAAUCUAUUGCCAAUCAAAUUGUGGCAAUGUUCAAAUCGGAAGUAAAAGAUAUAUAUUUUAUGAAAAUUGGAAAUAAUAAAAAUCCAAAAGGCAAAUUAUAUGCAAAAUAUUAUAACUGUUUAAGAAAUUUAAAAAAUAAUGGAUUAGUCCCUUCGACAAUUGUCAAAAACAAAUUGAAUAUUGACAACCACCAUAAAACCAACUGGACUGAGAGAGAAUUUGUUUCUGAAAAUGAAAUAGAUUCCAUAUUAGAUGUGCUUAAACAUGGUACAAGUACUUACCCAGAAUUAGAGGCCAACUGGAAAGCAGCAAUUAACUAUCAUAUAAAUAAUAUAAAAUCUUCUACAUCAACGACAGAUAUUUUAAAAAACUGGAAACAAUAUUUAAUUCCAUACGGCCAUAAACUAAUUGAUAUUGACUAUAAUGCUUUAUUCCCAAAUAGUCAUAAUAUUUAUCAAGAUUUUAAUGACAAAGCAGACAAAAUUUUCAAAUUAUUAGAUGAAAAAGUCAAAGAUAAUAGUUGUUGUAAAAUACUAGAAACUAUAGUAAAUAAUAAUGAUGCUAAUAUAAAUGAAAAUGUUAAAAAUGCUGCACGAUUUCAUUUGUUACACGCUAUGUUUGCGCCUACAUCAAAAAAAGUGACUAAAGAUAGCAACGGAAAGAAAAAUCUUAUAAAAUACUCCAUCAAAGAUUCCCAAGAUAGUUUUAUGGUGUUCAAAGAUUCUGUAGAAGCUCAGCAACAGCAUCUUGAAGAACUAAGAAACCACGGGACUCAUAUACAACCAUUUAUUGUGAUUGUUGGAACGAUGGAUGUUCAGAGAGAAAUAUUGGUUUACUUUGAUUCAGUUAUGUAUAAAGUGCAUUCGGUUCUAAGAUCAAUUGAAGUAUGCUAUAAGAUAUUCAAUUUGUUCAAUUUAGAAUAUCCAUCGCAAUCAGAAAUUGUAUGGUUAUUUAUUCAAAAAUAUUUCUUUGGUGUACAUUCCAAAUAUGAUAAACCUUUUCCUAAAUUAAUUCAAGUUUUAGCUGAACUAAAUCAAUAA